AUGUUCUCUGCAAGGUCGCGGCUUGACCGCUUGUCAUCCUUCUUCCCGUCACUAAUCAGUCCUCAAUCUCCAGACUCUCCUACGGGAGCUUUUCAUCGUAAACCGCUACCCGAUCAGUCCCCUGUCAAAGACAGGCCCCCGAGUCUACCGAGCCUACCCCUGGGGUCAGGGUCACUUGAAGAGUCAAGAGACGGUUCUUCAAGAUCAAAUUCAAAUGACCUCUCCGAUAAUACCGCUACACUUCAGUCCAUUCCAACCGACAGUAGAGAUUCCUCCGAAAAUGACGCCACAAGUUCUGCUCCGAACAAGUUACAUAAAUCAGCGCCGGUAACGGACAAGGCACCGCCAUCUGAUGCCGAUGACACAUUUUCUGCUCCUCAACGGGGAUCAACUUUUCAUUUCUUCGAGUCCAAGUCAUCCCCACGGCUCAGGAAGGACCAGAGACGGCGAAGUAGCUCUGUUGCAAGUAGCAGUCAUAAAACAUCAAAUUCUCAGACCAAUUUAGGGAUACCUCAAUCGGGUUCGCCAACCCCUGAAUCGAGAGUCCGAAGCGUGUCUGCACAGCCACCUGUUACAAGACCGGCCCCGGGUUCGGGCUCGGGGAACCUGACGGUCUCCGCAGCUGCGCCAGCCGCGCCCCGUCCAGGGUCAAGUAAUGGAGGCGAAAGUCCAACGCGAGAAGCGGAACGGCGAGGGCGCCUGAGAAGAAGCUGGCUACCAGGAGCAAGGUCAAGGUCGCAUUCGCGGAGCCAAACAAAGACGAUUAAUACGUCAGCGGCAUGGAUACUUGGGCAGAAUACGGAUUAUAAUACAUCAUUCCUCGCAGACGGAGAAAAGGUCCCAGAGUUGUGGAACGAGAAUGGAAAUGUGUUGAUCUACUUGGAUGCCAAAGGAAGUGGCGGAAAUGCCUCUUUUAAAGUCCCUUCGUUUGUAGUGGAUUAUUCACUGGUAUUCGUCGAGCUUAUGGAAGCCGAGAUGACAUCGCCUACUAGCUCAGGAAGGAGUCGUGCCCGCAGUUUUACCGGUCGAGAUAGUCUGUCUGUCGAUGAUGCAACACGAAGAGUUCAGUCACCCACAUUGUCCGAACCAGAGGUAUAUGGGGAGUCGCGUCUCUACCUUCCUGUGUCCAUGUCCGAUCCAGGUCAUAGGUCACAGGCAGACAUGGAGCGACUGAUAUCAAUUCGAAAUAUGUUUGCGUUUUUGACUGGCCAGCCGCUGGUGUGUACCAAGGAACAGUCAACGCUCUUCAGCGUCUUCAUUAACAUAUCCAGCUUACUCAAGGAAUUCGAGUUCACAAACGCUGAUGGGUCGACUUUUGGAGAUGCUGUUGAAAUGAGCUUUGGCUUUUUUAUGGACCAGAUGGGCCUUGCGGACGUGAGACAUAGCAGGGAGAAGACGAUAGAAUCGCUCAUUCUAGGUGAACGGAUGCGCUCAAUGGCCCUCUACAAUGAAGCGUUUACUCACGCCGUGGGCAAAUACUCGGCAAUUAAAGACUUGAAUUCGCCGUUAUGGGAACAAAUUUCUGUUACCACUCGCGAACGACUGGAACGCGCAUAUAUCGAACUGGUGAACCGCCAAAAUGGAGUCAAUAAUAGACUGGAAUCGUUCGAAUUUCCGGCCUUAUUUUCUGGUGUCGCCAACUCGACGUCCCGUUCAGAAUACAAGGAGGUCAAAUAUCAUACCUGGAGAAGAUCUUUCGGCCGCAUGAGACAAUUUGCCCUUAAUUAUUACAAAUCUACUUUUGGGAGUUGGCCACCAAAGGCCCGCAGCAAGAAAAAUCCAUUUACUGAGAGCGGUUUGAAUCGGCAGGUUUUGAAGAUAAUGUACUCGGACUUCUGCGCGCUGUACGAUCUGCUCGUUGACCGCGAAUCACUAACAACACGAGUAAUUGAUCAAAACGCAGAUGAGACUACCAGUCACAAGAAUCCUCACCUGUCGGCUAUGCGCAGGGUCCUUACAGAAUUUGAUCAAUCCUCGCCUCCUGUACUCCCUCCAAUUCCAUUCGAUCUUCCUAAAUUGCCUGACAUGACCAGUGUUCAGGAGAACUUCUACGAGCUCUCUGCCAAGGAACAAGCACGGUUAGGUAAUAACUUGCAGGAAUAUCAGACGCUCUUGAUCUUAAACAAGGCCUACGAUUUCGAGACAUACAAGUUGGACAUCCCGUUCCUCAAGGAGUUCAAGGAAUUUGAACACAAAGAAGCCAAAGGCAAAACGGCCGCGGAGAUGGCAGAUCAACGUCUCGGCUACUGGCUAUUCCUAUACGUAAUUAUCCAGUCGCUUCCGAUGCUGGUAGUGGAUGCUCCCGGUUUACAGUUCACGGAAGGUGUCGAAUACUUCCUCUGUCAGCCACCAAAGGGUCAGGCGCCAUGGAUAGAAGAUGCGCCGGCAGUGCGCAAGAGAUGGUAUGAAGUGGCCGGCGGAGGUGGUUUGGUUGAGCUUUCAACCGAUGCCGUAGAGUUUAGUAUCGAGGGCAUCUACCACCGUAGCCACUGCUGGCUAGUAGCUAAAGGCUGGGAGGUUGGAGAAGAUAUCGGUCCUAUGAUACAACAAGAAAGUCUAUCACCACUGCCACCGCCACAGUCCGUUUUUGCCGAUAUGGAUCCAGGCGUAUCAGCAAGCCCGCCGCCUCUGGUCAACCGGAGCGAGUCUCCCCAAAGUGGCCCACCUGGUCUGGCACUUAGACAGAGAACUGGCUCACCAGGCGGUAGGAAUCCUAACUACCGAAGUAGCGUAGCUUUCGGGCUUGAGCCCAUCCCGAUGCCUGAAGAUGACUUUUCAAUGCUAGGGUCGCGAAUCUCCAGUGCUAGAGGCCCGUCUCCGGUUCCACGGCCGGUCAGUACCAUGAUGAGCCGUAGCAGAUCUUCGGGUAAUUUACAUGGUCUCCCAGGUUCUCCUGUUCAAGCACCUCAGGAUUCGCGGAAUAGUUCAAGGCAGGGCUCUGUAGGAGGAAGCACUUUUGAUGAUAUUCUAAAGGACAUGGAGAGAAAGCCGAAGAAGAAGAAGGGCUUUUUCUGA
Molecule: messenger RNA, 3015 nt
Organism: Daldinia childiae
Lineage: Eukaryota; Fungi; Ascomycota; Sordariomycetes; Xylariales; Hypoxylaceae
Exons: 1
Coding region: 1-3015 (1004 amino acids)
Source: RefSeq, a predicted model, not a curated record